AUGAAACGUGUCAUGAAGCAAGUAAUAGAGAAUGAAGAACAGUCUUUCACUAUUUCUUGGCAACAAUUUCGAAAAAACUACGCAGAGCUUGAUUCUCUCACAGAGAAUGGUCUACCACAGCAAAUUCAUCUAUCAUUACUUGCCGAUGGCAGUUGGUCUAAUAUGAUUGUCGUUUGGAUCGUCAAGGAUAGUGAGAAAGAACAUCAACCGCCUUCGUUCGUACGAUAUGGAAAUGUUAGCGGUAGCUAUGUCUAUGAACAGGCGGCAAAAAACAGGACUUAUAAUGUGGGUAUUGAAGGAUGGAAGGGAACGAUCUAUGAAGCUUGGAUGACCAAUUUAAAUCAAUGUCAGACAUAUUAUUACAAGGUUGGAAAUUCUAAAGCAUGGUCAAGAGAAAUCAGUUUUAAAACAGAUUGUCCUACCAUCACGAAACAUACAUUCGCUGUCAUGGGUGAUAUGGGUACUGUCAUUCCGGCUGGUUUUCUUGUAGCUAAACAGAUCAAAGAAGAUCAUAAAGUCACGCCAUUUUCGGUUGUUGUGCAUGCGGGUGAUAUCAGUUAUGCUGGUACAGGUGCACAUGAUGAGAUUUCCGAAGUUUGGGACUUAUGGGGAGCGCAAGUAGAGCCUAUCUCAUCUAUAGUACCAUACAUGACAAAUGUAGGCAAUCAUGAAGCCUAUUACAAUUUUACAGUCUAUCGGAAUCGAUUCCGUAUGCCAGGUCCUGAAAGUGGUGGUCUCGACAAUUUCUGGUUUAGCUUCAAUACUGGACCCAUUCAUUGGGUCUCGAUGAGCUCACAGCAAAAUAAUUCAUCAGAAACCAAUAUGAGUCUUAUGAACAUCGAAACGUCGCCAAAUACUACGACGCUGAUUAAUACUGAAAAACCGACAACCAGUGUAACUCUAAUGAAUACAAAAAUAUCAAUGGCCUCCUCUUUAGCUACAAAAUACAUGUCAAUGGGUGUUCGUGAUCGUCGACAUAGAGAUGAAACAGAAGCAGAGAGAACAUUUCGGAAUAUUAUCAAAGAUUGUCAUAAAAAUAAAACAAACUUUGUCGACAAUCAAUUUCCUCAUUCAUCAAGUUCUUUAGGUGAUAGAUUUUCGCAUGAUGUCUUCCAAUGGUUUCGCAUUGCAGAUAUUCGUUCAUCUUCUAAGGAUGAUGAUCAACUUGAGUGGACAGUCAUGUCAUCACCAAAACCAAGCGAUAUUGAACAAGGUCUCUUAGGAAAUUGUUGGCUUAUUGCUGCAUUAUCUCUUAUCGUUGAAAGACCAGGCAUACUUCGACAUAUUCUUCUCACACAAAAUGUGAAUUCUGAAGGAAUUUACCUCGUUCGUCUAUGUCAUAAUGGUUUAUGGACAACAAUUAUUGUUGAUGAUUUUUUUCCAUGUUAUGAAGACGGUACGCUUCUUUUCACCAAGGCUCGACGUCGACAACUAUUUAUUCCAAUUAUUGAAAAAGCAUGUGCUAAACUUUUUGGUUCUUAUUCGAAUUUAACAAGUGGUCAAAUGGCCGAAGCUCUUCAAUUAUUUACUGGUGCACCAUGUGAUUAUAUUCAUCUCGAUCGUUCGGAUGAACCAAUCGAUAGUGAUAUUGUUUGGGCAAAACUCGUAUCUUGUUGUCAAGCAAAUUUGUUGAUUGGUGCUUCGACAGGUCGGCACGAUGUAAGCAAGGAUAUGUAUGAUCAAAUUCGAAUAAAUUCCAAUCAUGCAUUUUCAAUCUUAGCAACACAUGCAACUGAUAAAGACUCAGUCCGUUUUGUACUCGUACGUGAUCCACAUGCUUGUUCAUGUUAUAGGGAUGAAUAUAUUACUCCCAAAGUUCUUACUCAAUUACGUACUAUAAAUAAUGCACAUCGCUCGACGGGAGCUUUUUGGAUUGAGUGGACGAAAUUUCUUCGUUUUUUCUCAAAAUUAACAAUUUCAACAUAUGUUAACAACUACUUUGAUAUACGUGAACAGGCUAAAUUUACUCGAUUACCAACGGAUCCUAUUACCGUCUUUUAUUUUCAUGUACCACAUCAACGCGAACUAUGUACCUAUUGGAGUGGAUCAUUACGACCAGGUAUAUAUUAUAUCAUACCAUUUUCAACCAGUUUCUGGCAUCGACAUGAACAAACAGAAGAAUUAAAUGGUUUUACAUUGGUCAUACAUUCCAGUGUUCAAAUAGAGGGACUACUUGGCAAUGAAAAAACAACAUUUCUUGCUGAUUCUCUCAUUGCAUAUGUGAUGAAAAGUUGUGAAAAACCACAAGAAUUCGAUAAUACAACUUUUUAUACUACACCGAAGAAUCAGAAGUUGACGAUAAUGGUUAUUGAGAAUCUAUCAACGACAUAUCAUCUCAACGUCGAUGUAGACAUGAGUGAAUCAAGAAAUAUUCGUCACUCUCGAAAUUCAUUUGUCACACAUGAUUGUAUUCCACCACAACAUCGUCAAAUAAUCUGUAUCACAGAGUGGAUAAUGCAGCCUGGACAAUCUGGUAGACAAUCAUUUAAGUACUCCCGACAGCUUGUUAAGAAUCAAAGUGAAUCAAUACCACCGGUUCGUGACACUACAGAUGACAUACAUACAUUACGACCAAUAUAA
Molecule: messenger RNA, 2580 nt
Organism: Rotaria sp. Silwood1
Lineage: Eukaryota; Metazoa; Rotifera; Eurotatoria; Philodinida; Philodinidae
Source: the annotation of a GenBank genome assembly